Symbiodinium natans is the source of this 621-nucleotide messenger RNA. The record is from the annotation of a GenBank genome assembly. Lineage: Eukaryota; Dinophyceae; Suessiales; Symbiodiniaceae.
AUGGCGCGUCUUGGCGCGCGCGCGCGCUGCGCGCGGCUGUCUGCGCGAGGUGGGAGGGCCGGUGGUGGGGGCAGCUCGGAUGCACGUUGCAGCGCGCCUUGGCCUCGACGCUGUUGGGCGGUUGCUGGCGAGCGCCGGCGCAGCCUACCGGCGACCAGCACACACCGCUCGGGUGCGUCCUGGAGCUCGCCGAGGAUGAGCAACCCUCCAGGUUGCCUUAGCGUGCGUGAUGCGCAUGAGCGUGCUGCGAUCGCAGAAGAGAAAAACAAGGUCAAACAAGGAACCCAAAAACAAUCCGAAGGACACCAGUGCCGGAGUGGGGGACGGGCAGACGACUCACGCCAAGCGCGGCUGGCUGCGAAGGACCUGGCAGCUGCAAAGGAGAGGAUUGCUGACCAUCGGAGUAUAUCGGAGUGCGAAGGUAGACGUGCUGGCCGCGUGGGAUGGCGGGGGCGCAGCCCGGGCACGGCAGCGGGCGAGCAGGCGGAUGAAAGAUGCUGCCUCGGCGCUCCACCGACUGCCGACUUCAAUGCCGAGAACGACAAGGUGGCCACGCCGCGAGCCGACCAGCUCAGGGUACGUCCGCUCUUUGCUUCGGCGGGCGGCACGGAGCGCCCCUGA